Carassius auratus (goldfish) is the source of this 1715-nucleotide messenger RNA. RefSeq names its product ceramide synthase 6-like. The transcript is spliced from 11 exons. Gene Ontology annotation, cellular component: membrane. The record is from RefSeq and is a predicted model, not a curated record. Gene Ontology annotation, molecular function: DNA binding; sphingosine N-acyltransferase activity. Gene Ontology annotation, biological process: ceramide biosynthetic process. Lineage: Eukaryota; Metazoa; Chordata; Actinopteri; Cypriniformes; Cyprinidae. Bases 176 to 1342 code for a protein of 388 amino acids.
CGUUCUACUUCCCUAAAUCGGAGAGGGCGGAGCCUCGCAACACAGACGGGGCGGUGCGAAACCCGCUUCCAUCAUCAUCAGCAACAUCACACUGGAGCUGCAGAGAUCCGCCGUGUAAGAGCGUCGCAAGCCGCGUCGGCCAUUGACUGCACAUCAGACUUCAGAUCCGCUGGAGAUGGCAGGGAUCCUGGCGUGGUUCUGGAACGAGAGGUUCUGGCUCCCGCACAACGUCACCUGGGCUGACCUGAAAAACACAGACGAGUCCACCUUUCCACAAGCCGAGGAUCUGUACCUGGCGUGUCCUUUAGCAUUCUGCAUGUUCAUGAUCCGGCUGGUCUUUGAGAGGUUUAUUGCGAGGCCAUGUGCACUCGGUCUGAAAAUCCAGGCCAACGGGCCGCAGAAGGCUCAGCCCAACGCCAUUCUGGAGAAGGUCUUCACUGCCAUCACCAAGCACCCCGAUGAGAAGAGGUUAGAGGGUCUGUCCAAGCAGCUGGACUGGGACGUGAGGACCAUCCAACGCUGGUUCAGACAUCGACGCAACCAGGAGAAGCCGAGCACACUGGCGCGCUUCUGCGAGAGCAUGUGGAGGUUCACGUUUUACCUGUACAUAUUUACAUACGGCGUGCGCUUCCUGAAGAAGAGCCCGUGGCUGUGGAACACACGAGAGUGCUGGUACAACUACCCUUAUCAGCCGUUAACUGUGGAUUUGCAUUACUACUACAUACUGGAGCUGUCCUUCUAUCUGUCGCUGCUCUUCUCGCAGUUCACAGACAUCAGAAGAAAGGACUUUCUCCUGAUGUUCCUGCAUCACGUGGCCACCAUCUCUCUGAUCACCUUCUCAUAUGUGAAUAACAUGGCUCGGGUGGGAACGCUGGUCAUGUGCCUGCACGAUGCUGCCGACGUCCUGCUGGAGGCUGCUAAAAUGGCCAACUACGCCAAAUGCCAGAGACUCUGCAGCGUCCUGUUCGUCAUGUUUGCCCUGGUGUUCAUCAGCUCCAGGCUGGGAGUGUUUCCUGUAUGGAUUUUAAACAGCACUGUGUUUGAGAGCUGGGAGAUCGUGGGGCCGUACCCGUCGUGGUGGGUGUUUAACGUGCUGCUCGUCCUGCUGCAGGCCCUGCACACCUUCUGGGCGUAUCUCAUUGUGCGCAUCGCCUGCAGGGCCAUCUCCAGAGGAAAGGCGGGAAAAUGGAAUCCUUUACGUGUGUCAAAGGAUGACCGCAGUGACAUUGAGUCCAGCUCUGAUGAAGAUGAGGUUCUUCCUCCUCCUCAGAAACACCACACUAACGGGACCAACGGCACCAACGGCUACCUGUCCUCGUCCCCGUGCCCAGACGAACACUAACCGUCCGCCCAGCGUGGAGGAUGUUUCCCCGAGCCCCUGCUGCAUUACUCUCUGUUGUGUCAAAUCUUGUAUGAACAUUACCGGUCCCGCACUGGAACUUCUCAAUAAUGUGUGAAUGCGGUUCUGUUUGGUCGCUUUUCACCUUUUCCCUCCAGAUAUUUUGUGUUCUAUUGGUCGGCUUAUGUUUUUGUGGUUGUUUAUCCUGCGACAUUCGUUAUCGAAGCACUUUUUAGAUUCACUCGAGCAAGAGAAUGAUUCUUUCAUAAACACAUGAGCAUGCUGCUGCGCUCAAGUAUUCUGGCAUCAUGGGAACAGAUUAGUGUUAUUUUCUAUUUAGUCAUUUUUGUAUCUUUAAUAAAUUAGCAUUUCUGUG